GCCUCGCGACGUAAGUGGGCGAGGCCCCGCCCCCCAUGUUUUCAAACUGAGGGGGCGGGCGCCAUUGGCUGGCGUGCGCGCCACGUGACCAACGGUCGCGGGAAAGCCGCUCAGUCCGAACGGCGCCCGGGGCAGCGCCGCGCGGAGCCGUUGAGGGCACCGGUGCAUCUCGUGGCCAUGAGCUUCCUCAGCCUGCAACCGCCGCCGCCGCGCGUCUCAGUCCGCCGGACGGUGGCCCCGAUCCGCCAGAAGCUGCUGUUCCUCAGCGGCCACAGUGACUGUGAGGAGGAAGAGGACGACGAAGAGGAGGAGGAGGAGGAAGGCGGCAGCAGCAGCAGCAGCUGCAACAGCACCUGCAACAGCACCGGCGAGGACUCGGCGUUCCAGGAGGCGGACUCGCCGCUCUCGGCCGCUCGCACCCCGGUGCGGGGCGGACCGCCCCUGAGAGAGGAGGAGGAAGAGGAGGAGGAGAUGGAGCCGGCGGCCGCGCCGCUGCCGGCCGAGGGAGACUCGUGGGAGGAGGAGGGCUUCGGUUCCUCCCCCGUGAAAUCGCCCGGCGCCUACUUCACGGCCGGCUCGCCAUCGCCCAAGGGCCGCCGCUCCUGCUGGCGAGCUGCGCACCCCGCCGUGUUCCGGCUGCGCAACGAGGCCCCCAGCUCGCCGCUGCCCGACUGCCCCGACACGCCGCCGCAUAAGACCUUCCGCAAGCUGCGGCUCUUCGACACGCCGCACACCCCCAAGAGCUUGCUUUCUAAAGCACAAAGAAUUGGUUCCAGCUCAGUCAAACUUCGAAGGGGCUCUCUGUUUAUGAAUGUUGGGAAAUCGGAGAAGCAAGAAGAUUAUAUUAGACAAACACCUCGUGUGAACAUUAAUCCCUUCACUCCUGAUUCCAUGUUUCUUCACAAGUCUGAAGGAAAGUGUCGUAGGAGGAAGAGAACACACUGGAAUGACUUUAGUGGAGAUGACAUGGAAGCAAGUGAUGGAGAGCCCGAGGAUGAAUUUAUCAGACCUGCUAAGAGGAUAACAAUAACAGAAAUUAAUAUGAAGUCACGGUAUGCAACUGAAUUUCAUGAGUUGGAGAAGAUUGGAUCUGGUGAAUUUGGUUCUGUCUUUAAAUGUGUGAAGAGGCUUGACGGCUGUAUUUAUGCGAUAAAGCGAUCCAAGAAACCCUUAGCUGGCUCAGUGGAUGAGCAAAAUGCUUUGAGAGAAGUCUAUGCACAUGCAGUUCUGGGACAGCAUUCUCAUGUAGUAAGAUACUACUCUGCAUGGGCAGAAGACGACCAUAUGCUUAUACAGAAUGAAUAUUGUAAUGGUGGCAGUUUAGCCGAUGCCAUAAGUGAAAAUUACAGGAAUAUGCGUUAUUUUACUGAACGAGAACUGAAGGACCUGCUACUUCAGGUGGCUCGUGGCUUAAAGUACAUUCAUUCAAUGUCGCUGGUACAUAUGGAUAUCAAACCUAGUAAUAUUUUCAUAUCGAGGACAUCAGUCCCGAGUACAGCUUCAGAAGAAGGUGAUGAUGAUGAAUGGUCAUCUGAUAGAGUCAUAUUUAAAAUAGGUGACCUUGGUCAUGUAACUCGAGUAUCUAGUCCACAAGUGGAGGAAGGUGAUAGCCGUUUUCUUGCAAAUGAAGUCCUACAAGAGAACUACGCUCAUUUGCCAAAAGCAGAUAUCUUUGCUCUUGCUCUGACUGUUGUCUGUGCUGCUGGGGCUGAACCACUUCCAACUAAUGGGGACCAAUGGCAUGAAAUUCGACAAGGAAAACUACCUAGGUUACCACAAGUGCUUUCUCAAGAAUUGCUAGACUUGCUAAAAGUUAUGAUUAAUCCUGAUCCAGAGAAAAGGCCUUCAGCUGUGGCACUAGUCAAGCACUCAGUGCUUCUCUCCACUUCAAGAAAGAGCGCAGAGCAGCUCCUGAUAGAACUGAACGCUGAAAAAUUAAAAAAUUCACUCUUGCAGAAAGAGCUGAAGAAGGCACAGAUGGCUAAGGCCGCAGCUGAGGAGCGAGCACUGCUUAUGGGCAGAAUGACAACUAGAUCUACGAGACAAAAUAGACCAUCUCGACUCAUUGGAAAGAAAACGAACCGCUCAGUUAGUCUUACUAUAUACUGAACUCUGAAGUCUAAAAGAACUACUGAGGAUGGCUAUAGCAUCUCUGCUGGACUGAAGCCUAAGGAAUUGAAGGAAGCAUUCAGUUCCUGGUUUCUUGUCCUGUCUUUGAUUAGUGUCACUAGUUUUACUGGGAUUUUUACUUAUACAAUAUGGCUGGUUAGCUGUUUUAAACAUUUGAGUUAAUGGACUCUGUUACAAUCUUGCCUAUAGAGGAUCCUGGAUGCUAAUCCAUAAGCCUUUCAGUUACACUGUUAGAUGUUACAUCGUCCCAGGGUUAACCACUAUGGUGGUGUGCUGCUUUGUAGUGUUACGGCAUCGUAAUAAGAAGUAAUACCCCUAAUGGAUAUUGGGGAGGGAGGAAGAGGCCUUGCUUUGAGAGUUACUGAUUUAUAUUUUUUUGGAGCAGAGGGGAAUACAUUUUGAAUGACAGGCUUUAAAGCCAUCUACACUCAAUGUACCUGAUGUCAGGUAGACUUUUGUUGUGAAUUUUAUUGUAUAUUCAACUGGGAGCACUUUGUAGGCAUUGCAUAAACCACAGCUUAGAAACCUGUGGAAUUAAGUGCCAUGUGGAACUGCUGCUAUUUUUAGUUUCUUCUCCUCGCUGUAAACUGUAGCAUUAAAACAAUCAUAUUGUGUUAAUAGGCUUCUUGUUAAAACAAUGACAUGAAACAAAUCUAAGCUGCAUUUUAGUGAAGGCAGCAUUUUUCUCUCCAAGCUAGUGCAUUGUGAAAUAAUGCAACAAUUUAAUAUUUGGACUCUAUAUUAGUAUAGUGCAAUUGUUAAUGUCUUGGCUAUUGAUGUUUGGUAAUUGUUUCUAAUGGGGUUCUCUUAAGUGUUGAUAUUCUUUUCAGUUGUCUGUUCUUGAAGUUAUUAUAUAUUUUUUUUAAUGUUGGAAUACAUGUAAAUUAACUAUUUAGUGUAACUGUUAUGGUUAUAGUAAACAAUAAGCACAAACUUAUGUACAUAAUAUACUAUACUGAAACUGCAGUCUGAGAUGCCAAAAGACAAAGCUCAACUAUUCAGUUUUAAGUUCCAAAAAUUAACAGAAUGUGGCCAUCAGAACCUCUACUGGUUCUGUAGUUAUGGUUAUAGUAAACAAUAAGCACAAACUUAUGUACAUAAUAUACUAUACUGAAACUGCAGUCUGAGAUGCCAAAAGACAAAGCUCAACUAUUCAGUUUUAAGUUCCAAAAAUUAACAGAAUGUGGCCAUCAGAACCUCUACUGGUUCUGUAGUUAUGGUUAUAGUAAACAAUAAGCACAAACUUAUGUACAUAAUAUACUAUACUGAAACUGCAGUCUGAGAUGCCAAAAGACAAAGCUCAACUAUUCAGUUUUAAGUUCCAAAAAUUAACAGAAUGUGGCCAUCAGAACCUCUACUGGUUCUGUAGUUAUGGUUAUA
Messenger RNA from Cuculus canorus (common cuckoo), 3510 nucleotides. RefSeq names its product WEE1 G2 checkpoint kinase (gene WEE1). The transcript has 11 exons. Gene Ontology annotation, molecular function: magnesium ion binding; non-membrane spanning protein tyrosine kinase activity; ATP binding. Gene Ontology annotation, biological process: mitotic cell cycle; protein phosphorylation. Bases 178 to 2109 code for a protein of 643 amino acids. NCBI's taxonomy places the organism in Eukaryota, Metazoa, Chordata, Aves, Cuculiformes, Cuculidae. The record is from RefSeq and is a predicted model, not a curated record. Gene Ontology annotation, cellular component: nucleus.